This is a messenger RNA of Physcomitrium patens, 7615 nucleotides long. RefSeq lists its product as uncharacterized. Gene Ontology annotation, biological process: chromatin remodeling; regulation of gene expression. Gene Ontology annotation, cellular component: chromatin; nucleus. The record is from RefSeq and is a predicted model, not a curated record. Gene Ontology annotation, molecular function: histone H3K4me/H3K4me2/H3K4me3 demethylase activity. NCBI's taxonomy places the organism in Eukaryota, Viridiplantae, Streptophyta, Bryopsida, Funariales, Funariaceae.
GCGGAGUCCGGGUGGGAUGAUGCUGGAGAAGGCGGAGCCGGGUUCGGUUUCCGGAUGUUGUUGUUGUUGUUGUGGUGGUGGUGGUGGUGUCUGUGCAACUUCUACUGCGUCGUUGGCGUUCUCCAUCCACCGCUGCUGCUGCUGCCCCCUCGCUCCGUUUCUUUUCCUUCGCUGUCCGUGUACCUUGCCUUCGUCUUCUCCCUCUCGCUCCCCCCUCCUGCAUGUUGUCCUUUUCUCCCCUCUUUUUUCCCCCCUCGCUCGCAUUGCUAAUUCCCGCUUACUUUCCGCUGCCUUCUUCAUCCCUGUACGCUUCGCCAUUCCCACCACCCUGGCCCGCCACGCUGCGUUGCUCUCCGCCCUCAGGGACCGAAUCGUAUCAUGUGCUGAUGCGGCACCGGAGCGCGCGUGGGGUGAAUCUGGCAGACAUUGCUGGUGACCUAUUCUACUGCACCCGAGAGAGGGCUUUCGGCGGGUGGUGGAUCGGAGGUGAUGGAGAAUUUGCAGAGGGAAUGUGGACAAUAAUGUGCGGACACGGGGAGAGGGAUUGAUAACCAGCGAGUCAGCCAACUACAGCGGCAGAGGGAGCAGCUGAAACAGCAGGUGUUUGUGGGUGGCAUGGUGUGCUCCCCACGGAACAGCCUUAGUUAGAUACAAGUGUUGAUGAUGGCGGGGAUGCAUGCAUGGUUUGGAGUGGUUUAGUUUGGCCUUGGGAAGAAUGUGGUUGUAUUUUUAGGUCGGCUUGCAUUUGUUGGAGCUGGAGCAGAAGACGAUUGGAACGGAUAGGAAGGGUUAGGUGUUGGGAAAAUUGUACAUGGCAGGUUGUAGGAGAAGCAGGGCUCAGCUUUAGGGUGCUGGGAUUGACAGCGCUGGCGAGCAAAGGAGUUAGAAGCCAAUUUGAGGACAGGGAAUUUGGGUGAGGUUUUAUUGAGCAGGCAUCUAUGAAUUGUCAGUGAAACGGGUCGCAUGAUGAUUUGAAAAAGGGGACUUAAACUGUUAGUCUUGUUAAUUUGGACUCACGCAGUAACCGAUGCUUCCGCCCAGCUAUUCCUUCUACUUCGCUCGUCUCUUUUCUUGGACAAUUACUGUUGAGGCAAUGGAUCAUGACACUGGUUUACAGAAGCAAGUUCGGAGGAUGGAAGGAAGAGAGUGGGUGCCCCAAGUGAGGAGGAACAGGUAGCAGUAGGAAUAGCGAUAGGGGUCCGGGUUUUACACCAAUAUGGCGGAGGUGGACGUGCCUUCUUGGCUGAAAAGCCUAGCUUUGGCUCCCGAGUAUCACCCUACGGAGGCAGAGUUCCUGGACCUCAUAGAUUACAUUUUCAAGAUAGAGCAAGAAGCUUCGCAGUAUGGCAUUUGCAAGAUCGUGCCGCCGCACUCGAAAGCUCCCAAGCGGGUGGUGUUUAAUAAUCUUAACUUGUCGCUGGCCAAUUCACAAGAUGCGACGGCUACGGGAGAAGUCCCCACCGUGGGCCGGAACAUGUGUCCUGCACGGAGCAUGAGCGGUGGAAAUGUCCCCGCCAGCGCUGUUAGGUUGGAGGUUGAGGCAGGUGGUAAGGCCAAGUUUACAACAAGAAGGCAGCAGUUAGGAUGGAAUGCGCGGAAAGUGAGAGGAGGAGUACCACAUUCCGUUGUACACAAAUUGGUUUGGCAAAGCGGGGAGACAUACACCCUGGAUCAGUUUGAAGCGAAGGCCAAGAUUUUUGCACGCAACCGGUUGGGUACCUCGCAAGAGUUAGUUCCUCUGGCAGUCGAAGCGCACUUUUGGAAGGCAGCCUUUGAGAAACCAAUCUCAAUAGAGUAUGCGAAUGAUAUACCGGGUUCGGCAUUUGCUGAGCCUAGGGAAGCCACUUUGCCUCCGAAACGUCGAGGGGUUUUGGAUGAGGCUACCACACCCACGGAAGCAUUUGGGGAGAAUGAGUCAGGGCCGGAAGAGGAAGAAAAGGUUGCUUUUAAUAAGGAUAUAGGAAUUUCAGAAGAUGAAUUAGAGGCUUCGAAAGGUGCAGGAAUUGACGCUGACACUGGUAGGGGUAUAAAUUGUAAACUCUCUAACAGUGCAUGGAAUAUGCGAAAAGUGGCCCGCUCCCCAGGUUCUUUGCUGCGGUUCAUACCCGAUGAAGUUCCAGGGGUUACCUCUCCGAUGGUGUACAUUGGCAUGCUCUUUAGUUGGUUUGCUUGGCACGUGGAGGACCAUGAACUACAUAGUCUCAAUUAUCUACACACUGGUGCCCCCAAAACCUGGUAUGCUGUGCCUGGAGAUGCUGCCCCCGCACUUGAAGAGGUGGUAAGAGUUCAUGGGUACGGUGGUCAGCUUAAUGCACAAGGUUGCAAUAUGGAAUGUCCUGAGCAAAAGAAGAUAUUCAGCAGUUAUUUGAAAUUACAGAGAGACGCUUUUGCACGCUUGGGUGAAAAGACCACAGUCAUGUCUCCAGAGGUGUUGGUUGCAGCAGGUGUGCCUUGCUGCAGGCUCGUACAGAAUGCUGGGGAGUACGUGGUCACCUUUCCUCGUGCAUAUCAUCUAGGUUUUAGCCACGGAUUUAAUUGUGGCGAGGCAGCAAAUUUCGCAACUCCAGGCUGGCUGGAAGUUGCAAGGGAGGCAUCCGUGCGACGUGCGGCUAUGAACUAUUUGCCCAUGCUUUCUCAUCAGCAGCUUUUGUAUAUGCUAGCAAUGUCUCUAAUAUCGAGGUCAAUUUUUGAUAUAGCUUCUGAGAAGCGCAGCUCCCGACUGAAGGAGAAAAAGAGGGUCGGUGAAGAGGUUGUCAAAUCCAUGUUCGUCAACGACGUGAUCCAGCAAAAUGACUUUAUUGGGAAGCUACUCGAUAAUGGAGUCGCAAGCUGUUUGUUGGUGAAAGAUUCGAAACUAUAUGCUUCACACGCAAUCACGAGUAUGUCAGAGUGGAAUGAUUCAUAUCAGGCCUGCACAGUAGAUGAGAAGAAUCAUGAUGAAGUUAAUUCUAUAAUUGAUGCUUUGGAAAUUCCUGCAUCUGAAAACCCUGUUGACGUACAAGUUUUACCCAGCUCUGCCUUAGUAUCAAUGGCCGCUGAGGUUUCUUCUGUGGAGCAUAAAGAGAACCGAGAGCCUUGCAUAUUGAAUAAUAUUAACUGUAAAAUUGAGAAGGAGCAAGUAUAUGGAGAAGAUCUUGUAACUUCAACCUUACCACGUGACUUAAAUACUAUGCCAUGCGCUGCGUGCGGUAUCUUGUGCUAUACUGGCAUGGCUAUUGUUCGACCAUCACAAAGUGCUGCGGCCAGUUUUAGGCGUUUACGUUCUCAUGCAUCAGGUCCAGGUAGUCGGAGGAGCAAGGGUGUUGCAAUCCCACCAUCAGGAGUGUUACCUGGUAAAGCUGAUAAAAAGUCACCUGAUUUUCAUAUGCUUCCGAAUGAUGUGCAACCCUUACCGGAGCUUGAGGGGACAACUCCUGACGUUUUCACAGAUGCUGUGUAUGUGGAUCAGACCGAGGAGCUAGAAGUCUGGACCCCUGAUUUGAAAGAGUGUCCCACAACAUAUAAAUACUCUAGCAAUGACGCAUCCGCUGAUAUUGAAAGAGAUAUAAAUGUAUCCUCUGAAGUUGUUAAUGCUAUAUCUUGUGCUGAAAAUGUUGGAUUAACCUUCAACAAUAAUGCUGGAGAUGCAAUAGAGGUCGACAAGCAGAACCAUGAUAUUGCAUCUGGGCUCAGGUCAGCAGUCUCGAUAGACCCUACGGCGCAAAAUUCAAAUGCUGAGAGUACGAAGUGUUCACCAGGACGUAUCGAGUUGAAAAUGAAUGCGGAGGGAAUGCUUUCUUCCCUGCAACUCUUGGCCUCUACUUAUGAUGACUCUGAUGCUGACGAGUACGAUCUAGUAGAACAUGGCGAUAAGGGCAAUGUUGUGGGCUGUCCUCCGGUAGGACCUACAAAUCACACUGCAGACUUCUCUGGUUUAGAUUCCGAGAAUCUCGUGCCACGACCUGCAUCUUCGAAUUUGGCCUCGCCUCCACCAAAUACUGAAAUGAAUUCAAGGUCACUAACUUCAAAGAGUUUAAGGCUCGAUCCAGAACCCUCAGGGAUUAACAUUUCUCCGCCAGACAGCCAGCCCUUAGCCCUAAAGGGUACAACAUCGUGUCUAGACGAAUUGUCUGAGAAACUUUGGAAGUCGAGCACUGAGUUGGAAAGUUGCAAGAAAUCCUGGGUUGCACGCGAAGAUUCUGGAAGGGCUAUGACUGAGUUAUCUUCUUUUCAGUCGAACAGCAAGAGCGACCAUGACGAAGCAAUGGCUAGGGAUGAAGCAAAGCGUAAGUCAGCAUUGUCCUUUGGCGAGUGUGUCACUUGUUCUCUGCCUCAUGAUAGUUUCUUCGAUUCUUUUGAAGAGGUGGCUCUGAAAAAUGUUGACAAUGAGACUGUGGGGUUAGAGAAUUCUUCUGAGAAGACCGGCAUCCUUGUUAGCUGUGAUGAAAAGACUAAACCCUGCGCGAUUGAUGCUCCUGCAAUAACUUUGGAACCAAUUGAGACAGUGGGAGUUCCAGGCACCCCCACAUUGAAAGUAGAUAGGCAGUUGGCAGAGGGCAGCUCUGUUACGACAGACAGUCCAAUUAAAGUAGGUGAAGCUUUGGACAACAUUGGAUCGCUGGCUGUUGCAUAUGCGACUCAUAAUCCAAAUGUCAAUGAAAUACAUGGAGUAGUGCAAUCUUCGCAGAUAGGGUCAAGUGCGCCGAAUCGAUUACAGAUACUAAAGGGUGCUGCAAGGCCUCGGGUGCUGUGCCUUGAACAUGCAAUUGCUGCUCAGAAGAGGUUGGAGUCGAUUGGAGGGGGCACUGUAAUCCUCAUCUGUAAUUUCAGUUUUUUAAAGGCUGAGCGCCACGCGAAAGCUAUAGCCGCAGAAGUUGGAGUCCAGCAUCAGUGGAGGAUAGUUCCAUUCCAGAAAGCAGGAGAUGAAGAUUACAAAGUAAUAGCCGCAGCUGUAGAAGCAGAACAGUAUAUUCCUGGAGAUAGUGAUUGGGUGGACCUGUUGGGAUUAAGUGUUUAUGGUCAAAAUAGUUCUUUUUCUAAUGAUGUUGAGAUUACGAAUGGAAACCCCUCCAGUGUAGAGAGUGAAGAGCUUGGGAGCAGAACUUGGCGCAAGGGAAGAAAAGAGAAAAAAUCCUCCGUAAUUAGACAGUGGUGUGGCAAAGGAUGGAGGGUUGACCAGCUUCAUCCUUUACUUGGUGGACGCCGUAAUGUGACUGCGCUACUUGACAAUACAUCUGCUGGUGCAAAUUUAUGCACCUCCAAUGUAGUAUAUAAUUAUAUUGAGAGUGGGAGAUUGCGUAAAGUCAUGCGGCCUGCUCGGUUAGCAGAGUACACUACAGACGGCCAUGCACCGAAAGGGGAAUUACAUACUAAAAAACCUAUUAAUAAGAGGAAGAUACUUUUGGAAAUGUCAGAAGAUGAGCUUGAUGAUCAGAAAAGCGAAGCAACACCAUCUCGAUUGGGUGGUUCUGAUGAUGGCUUCUUCGCUCAAACUACUCUUCGCGGCAGCAGUGAAGAUGAUCUUUGGCGAGAAGUGCCAAUAGCAUCUACUGAUUCUUUUCUUCUUCCUCUGCAGUUGUCCGAUAUGGCCGCAGAAAGAGGUCAAGAUGAUUUCUUCUCCUUUUCACCACAAUUUAGUUCAUCAAAAGAUUUAUAUCUUCCUGCUAGUCUAGCAAAUUCAAGUGCAAACAAUGUAACAGCGCACAGUGGAGGGAGUCAGUCCUGUGCUGUUGUUGGGGGCUUUCUUCAACGAGGUGCUAAACUUCAGGCACUUCAAAAGCUGUGCAGACAAUUAAGUACAAGCGAAGCAAUCACUGUUCCAUGUACCCCUUUGACCACUCCGAGUCGUUAUGCUUCUUGGAUGAAUUCCAAGUCCAAUUUUCAUAAACGAAUAUCUACAGCAAAGUUGGUAAACCGAUUGAAGCGCAAGCCCAGUUUCGAUGAGGUCUCGUUGGACGUAAAAAAGCAGAAGUUCGUGGAAGUGAAUGAGCAAAAGAAUGAGUCUCUACCUUCGAGUGGUGAAAAUAGUUCAGGUCAUCGUGACAAUGGAGAAUGUUUUAUUCGCAAACCUCUGACGUCUGAGAGAAAUAUUAUAUCCCCAAGAGGUGACGAAGUGAUAGAAGAUUUGCCAGGAAGCCGUGAUGUGGCAGGUGAAGCUAGCAGAGGAUUGAAGCCUGAUAUGAGUUCCUACCAUUUUGAGAUUACUGCAGGUGACGACGAGCCGAAGCUCAAAUCAAAUGAAGAACCGAGGGAAGAACAGAAUGACAGUGAUCUUGAGCCUGUUCAAGAUUGCAGUAGUAGAUUGUUAGAGAUUUCAACUAAUUCAAGUCCUAGUAAGAGCAUUUCACAAGAAUACCUGCAUCAUAGAGUUGAAGGUCUGCCGCAGGAGUUUAAUCAUUGUUCUCCUGACAGGUCAUUGCUCUCGCAGACACGAAACAUAGAUGAUCCGACUUCAUUUUCAACUUCCAUUUACUGUACAGAGUCUUUACCUCAAGGUAACGAUGAGCAAAAAAUUCGAGAAGAUCUGGUGGAGCUUUCUAUUGAAGAAUCGCCUAUUUUAGUUCCCCGCAGGGUUAGAGGCAAACGCACCAAAAGUAGAAAUUGGAAAAGUUGUAUACAUAUGACAUUAGGAUCAAAUUUACCACUAGAAGAGAAAUUCGUAUUUCCAAUUGGUGAUGAUGAUAAUCACACAAGUGACGAUGGUAGUAACGAUCCAGUUGAGGUGGAUUCUAAAUUGAGCUCGGGUAGAUGUGGUUCUGGAGCUCAGGCAGAUCCAGAUUUCUUUCCACAUUUUAACUGCUUGACAAGUUCAACUGCUACUGUGAGAAGGCGGCGUAUAUGUACCUCUGGCAUGAAUUCUGAAUGGGGAGCCAACAAAUGUACAGGGAAUGAGGGUGAAGCUGAUGGUAGCGCUAACCAUCCCAGUGUACAUCUAGAUACAAAAACUACCAAAAAGCGGAAGAAUGGCAAUCAAAAAUCAUCAGCAACCAAACGAUGUGAAGCCGAUCUAGAGGGAGAAUUCCAGUGUGACAUUGAAGGCUGCAUCAUGGCCUUUGAUUCUGUUCGUGACCUCGAACUUCAUAAAAAGAAUCGUUGUACAUGGAAGGGCUGUGGGAAACAUUUUCAUAUGCACAAGUACCUUCUUCAGCACCGACGAGUUCAUCUGGAUGACAGGCCUUUGAAGUGUCCUUGGAAAGGUUGCACUCAAUCAUUUAAGUGGGCUUGGGCUAGAACGGAGCAUAUUCGUGUUCACACAGGGGAGAGGCCCUACACAUGCAUGGUUUCUGGUUGUGGGCAGACCUUUCGGUUUGUAUCCGAUUUCAGUCGGCAUAAGCGCAAUACUGGACACAGACCCACUUAAGUAGUUGAGUGAGGACAUCUUCAGGUUUUCACGAACUUUCAUGAAGAAGCAUUAGUAAUUUAGCAGCGUCAGUUUCGGAUGGGUCUGAGAUCAUCAAUUCUUGGAAGCAUGGUUGUGCAUUUUAGGUUUAGUGGUUCAUUGGGAUUCAUUUGCGGAUUACCAUACUCUUAUCUUGAAUUUAUGUUCUCUCUUGCAUGCCAUUUACUUGGGAGAGACCCUUGUAAGACAUUCAAAUCCACCCUGGAUUUUUUUACACUUCCAGUUUCUUCUUCUUUC